This is a messenger RNA of Vairimorpha ceranae, 765 nucleotides long. RefSeq lists its product as hypothetical. The transcript has a single exon. Lineage: Eukaryota; Fungi; Microsporidia; Nosematidae. The record is from RefSeq and is a predicted model, not a curated record. The coding region runs from base 1 to 765 and encodes 254 amino acids.
AUGAAAAUCAUUACGUUUCUUUUUAUAAACGUGUUAGGAUUUAAACUACAAGCAGCUUUUUAUUCUAAUGUAUUCUCAAAAUACAUCAAUUUAUUUGAUUUAAAUUUAAAUGAGGGCAUAGAAUGUUCAAAAAUGGAAGAAAUUGUUGAUUUCAUGUUGGGAAUAGGUAUGAUCAAAACGAAAGAGCCUUACUGGCGUUCAAGUUAUUAUAGAACACCGAAUAAUCCUGAAAAAGAAUUAUUAAUGAAACAAGCUUAUAACAUUGAAAAUGUUACAUUUACAAAAAACGUCACUGAACUUAUAUUUGUAGUAAAUGGCAGGCUAGUGACAAUAGAAGAUUUGCCAAUUUUAAGAAUGCUAUUUGGAAUCAUUAAAUAUAAAAAAAAUACUUGGGAAUGUAUUGAUACACUAAAUGAACAAAUUGAAAUUUAUGAAAAUUGUGAUAAAUGCCCUUAUCUUGGUCCUUACACGUAUCAAGUUAUAAUGAAAGAGGAUUAUAUUAAAUUUCGUGAUGCAUGUAAUGAAUUAGAAAAUUUUAAAGGUCAAUCUGUACUAGCUCUUACUAAACGAGCAAUAUGUUUUUAUAUUAAAAAUAAUCCAAAAAUUACUGAUGAAGAUUUAAAUAAUUUUUUACAACAAGAUGAUGGUCUUAUUUUUGAAUGUAGUGAAAAGAUCAAAGAAGCUUUUCUAGAUGCUUGUUGUUGUAGUGAAGAUAUGGUUAUGUUUGAUGAAAAGUAUGUUGCGUUUAUUAAUUAUCUGCAUUAA